This is a messenger RNA of Balaenoptera musculus (blue whale), 622 nucleotides long. It is a transcript of the gene CCL19, whose product is annotated as C-C motif chemokine ligand 19. Bases 140 to 442 code for a protein of 100 amino acids. Lineage: Eukaryota; Metazoa; Chordata; Mammalia; Artiodactyla; Balaenopteridae. Gene Ontology annotation, cellular component: extracellular region. The transcript is spliced from 4 exons. Gene Ontology annotation, biological process: chemokine-mediated signaling pathway; cellular response to interleukin-1; positive regulation of ERK1 and ERK2 cascade. Gene Ontology annotation, molecular function: CCR chemokine receptor binding; chemokine activity. The record is from RefSeq and is a predicted model, not a curated record.
CUCACGUUCCCAGACCCCUUCACACCCCGCACUUUCCAGCACUCUCACCCGCUCCCAGCCAGCCCUCGGCUUCACACAGACUCUGCCCAGAUUCACUCACGCUCACAGCUUGCUGGCAGUCAGUCUCCGCUCAUCCUCCAUGGCAUCCCAUGCAGCUGCACUACUAGCCCUCAGCCUGCUGAUUCUCUGGACCUCCCCUGCUCUGGGAGAUGCCAACGACGCUGAAGACUGCUGCCUGUCUGUGGCCCAGCGCCCCAUCCCUGGAUUCCUGGUGCGAGCCUAUCGCUACCUGCUCAUCAGCAAUGGCUGCAGGGUGCCUGCCGUUGUGUUCACCACGCUGAGAGGUCACCAGCUCUGUGCACCCCCAGACCAGCCCUGGGUGGGCCGCAUCAUCCGGAGACUGCAGAAGAACUCAGCCAAGGGAAAGCGCUACAGCAGGUAGCCCAUGAUAGCCCCAGAGGGAGCCCUGUGUCUGAGGGAAAGAAUGUGAAUCACUGAAGCCCUGGGGAACCAAGGACCAGAAGGGAGGACCAGGCCUCCUGCUCCCCUGCACCAGACCUGACCCAGCUGGGGCGGGGUAGGAGUGUGACUGUGUGAGUGUGAAUGUGAGUGUGGAUGAGUG